Messenger RNA from Monopterus albus (swamp eel), 5080 nucleotides. It is a transcript of the gene zc3h6, whose product is annotated as zinc finger CCCH-type containing 6. Gene Ontology annotation, molecular function: RNA binding; metal ion binding. The transcript is spliced from 12 exons. The record is from RefSeq and is a predicted model, not a curated record. Gene Ontology annotation, cellular component: nucleus. Lineage: Eukaryota; Metazoa; Chordata; Actinopteri; Synbranchiformes; Synbranchidae. Gene Ontology annotation, biological process: negative regulation of DNA-templated transcription. The coding region runs from base 374 to 3889 and encodes 1171 amino acids.
CCGAGGAAUGUGCUGCAGAACUCAGAAGCCAUUUUGAGAUGAUGUACCUAUUGAGAAAGCCUAUGAAGAUGCAGAAAUCAACGAACAUGGUUACAUUUCUGUCUGUUUCUCCCUCGGUUUCCUCUAUUUCACCUUGGCAGCUGUCAACCGACGGGACAUUAGCAAAGCGGGGUAUCAAGCUGUGCUCACAGAGUUAAAACGUCAUUGAUAUGAAAGAGGAGAGUGUCUGUUUACUGUCUCUGUCGAGACAUGUAACACCGUGAGUUUUUUCCAGUCUGAAAUCUUGCAGCAUCUCUCAUAACCCAACGUCUCCUUGAGUGACUGAGUUAAUUCACUCUUGUACCGGAGAGAAGGGAGGCAGAUCCGCUGUCCAAUGGCUUCUGUGAGCCUUGUUUCCAGUCCCCCAGCCCCUGUUCUUGACAAAAACAUGACAGACUCUGAGCUUGCAGGGGAUGAAAGAGAGGAUGGCGAACUGGAAGAUGGAGAAAUAGAUGAUGAAGGGAUUGGAAUUGAAGAGGAAAACAAAGAGGCUACAGAAGUGAAUGAGGACAAAGACAAGGAGAAGGAAAAAGAGAAAGAAAAAGACAAGGCUAGAGAAAAAGAAGAAAAGACUCACAGGCAUUCCAGGAAAAGAUACAAAAAGACCAGAGAGAAGAGGAGGUCUAAAAGGAGGAGACAUGACAGACCGAAACAUCACUCCCCUUCCAGCAGCUCCAGCUCUGACAGUUACGACUCUGACUACGACCGACCAGAAAGGCCCAAAAACAGGAAGAACCAGGGAUCUAGCCGCGAGUCCGAUGGCCAGUCCUCUCAGCACGGGCGAGAUUCAAAGGGAAGCCACAACAAUUCACAGAAGUCGCCGCUACACAAGACCAGCGAGUUUGACAAAUACAGCGACUACAGUGAUGACAAAUAUGAUUAUGAUGAAGAAGAGGAUGAUUAUGAAGAUGACAUGUCUGAGUAUCAGCAGUCAAAAGAUUCAUCCUCCCCAAGUCAGGGAAAGCGAUACCAUGCUAAAGACCAGAUGAAGAGAGGAAGUAUGAGGGGGCUGAAACAACAGCAGUUUGGGCAGAGGGGAAGAGGUAGGGGGAGUGGACCAGGAAGGGGACGAGGGAUGCUCAACAAGAACAAGAAGCUGAAGGGCAAACCAUGGGGAGGACGUGGAAGAGGUCGAGGAGGAGACCAGGGCAUGGAAGACAUGGCACUGGAAGGAAAAAAUCCCUCCGCUUUUCAGAAAAAACGGCCAAUUAUGAGCAAGGAGUUCAUCAAUCAACACACAGUUGAACACAAUGGCAGAUACAUCUGCAAGUAUUUCCUGGAAGGUCGAUGCAUCAAGGGGGAACAGUGCAAGUUUGAACAUGAACUUGUUAUACCAGAUAAGAAAAAGGAACUUUGUAAAUUUUACCUCCAAGGAUACUGCAGUAAAGGAGAUAAGUGCAUUUAUAUGCACAAUGAAUACCCAUGCAAGUUCUUUCAUACUGGAGCCAAAUGUUAUCAAGGGGACAACUGCAAAUUUUCCCAUGAGGUUUUGACCGAUGUGACCAAAGAGCUGCUUGAUAAGAUAAUUAACACUGAAGAGGAGAACGCUCGUGAAGAUGAGUUGGAGCUAGAGGAUCUGAGAAAACAGGGUAUCAUCCCACUUCCGAAGCCGCCUCCUGGGGUGGGGUUGCUGCCAACUCCCGGUCAGAGCAGCCCUACUGAUGGAGCCUCUGGCCAAGCGGGGAAGAAGAUUCCCUCCCUGUUUGAAAUCAAGGUUCAACCUACUGUAGACCUAGCACACAAAAUUGGUCUGAGUGGAUCCAACUUCCCCCAGACUCAGGGUGAAGGCACCACCUCAUUUAGUGGAGGUGCAGAGGAUGCACAGAGUGGAGCUAUGUUGCCUUCAGGCCCCUCUGCUUGUUCCAUUCCUCCCCCUGGAUCACCUGGUUCCAUGAGUCACCCCACUGGACCACCCAUGCCACAGAGCCCCCCAGGACAGCACCCACCACAUGAAUUUCCAGUGCAGCCGCAGAUCCCUUCCAGCCAACCUCCACCCUUCCAUGCAACCAGACCCAGUACCAACCCUCAGAUGAAUAUGCAGAGGCCCCCUUUCCCUCCUAUACCAGAUGUACAGAUGUUGCAAAGUCUCUUCCCCUUUCCAUCAUUAGGUCAGAACCCAGCAGAGUUUAUCGGCAGCUUUCUCCAUAACCAGGCUAUGGGUCAACAAGACCCUGGUCUGGCCUUCAUAACAAACCUCCAGCAGCAGAUGGGUGCAGAGUCACAGUUGCAGUCUUUACCAUCAGCAAUACAGAAAGCGAUAUUUUUACACCUGACACUGCAACAGCAGCAGCAACAAGAGGAACAUCCACAGGGGAGUGAGCCACAGAGAGCAGAAGGCCAGGAUGAUAACGCAAACAGAGAUGAAACUACAAACUGGUACUCGAGUGAUGAGGAGGAUGGGAGCUGUGUUGCCUCCAUUCUGAAAUCUCUUAAGAAACAGAAUGAGAUGCAGCUGUCUCAGACCAACCCCACCCAGGCUGCUGCAGUGGCUCCACCACUGGGUGAUCCUCGGCUUGUGAAGGAGAGGGCCCCACCCAGUGACCCUCGUAUGAAGACAGACCCUCGACAGCGACCCCCUGAUGUAAAAAAGGAGUCAGAUGGGGCUGCAGAUCCACGGUUCUCCAGAGACCCCAGGAAGAUGAGACUGAUGGAGACAGGUUCCUCUCGCCUGCAGAGCCACCCUGUGCCUCAGAAACCUCCUGCAGGAGAGGAGGAGGAUGAUGGAGAGCGGGAGCUCAGGGACAGAGCUGUUCUCAUCCCUCUAGAGGCCAGCCCCAGUGUGGUACUGCGGGACCCUCGUUGUCAGUUAAAGCAGUUCAGCCACAUUCGGGUGGACAUUCUGCUCCAGCGACCUGCCUUUGCUCAAACAGUGGUAUGGGCCCCUGAGGACCUCAUCCCAUCCCUGGUGCCCAAACAGGAACACUCCAUCAACCUGCCACUUCCACCCCUAAUUGCUGAUGCUCAGAUGAACCGAGCAAGCCUGCCUGACCAUCCUCCCAUCUCCAGUCCUCCACUGUCUGAUCCGAGACUGGCUACUGCACGUUUGAAAGAACGUCUCAGUCGACUGGCUUCCGGAUCUCUAGAGUCUCGAUCCUCCACUGAGAGACCUGUGGAUCCUCGACAGCAAAAGACUCUGGACCCCAGACUCAAGCGUACAGGAAGUCUGGACUCCAAGCUACUCGGUCAGAAAGAGCCCUCGUCUGGGGGUGGAGUUGUUGACCCUAGGUUACAGAAGGCCAGUGCCAACUCUGCUCCUCACACUGCCAGAGCCAAGCCAGAGCCUGAGAGGUUACCACCGUAUGCCCCUCGUCUAGCAUCCUCUGGAGUUGGGCUGGAGAGUCCUACUACAAUUCUUGGGGGCAUCAGUCUGUAUGAUCCUCGUACUCAAACAGAGCCUACUCAGAGGGAGCAAGCAGAGCCUCCUAAAAAGGCAGGGAUUCUGAAACACCCUGCAAAGAAAGACAUUACUCCACCCUUAUCACUCUCACCAACUCAACGAAGUGGCUUAUUCGAGGAAGCCAAAAGCACAGAGGCUGUCUCAGAUCAGACUCCACCCUCUGGUUCUCCCACUGUGCCUCCAGCCUCACUUGUCAAACCCCCUGCAGUUCAUAACCUCCCCAUCCAGGCACUGGCUGGGCUAAUCCGACCCCAGUACACCGACACCAGGCAGGCCAAAUUAGGAGGACAGGGCUCUACAGGAGCACAAGAAGAAGCAGAAGAAAAGAAGGAGCAGGAAGAGACUAUGGAGGAGGAACCAAAACAGGAGGAUCCAGAGGAGGAGGAAGAUGACAGAACACUUAAAGAUGUGUUCAAGACUUUUGAUCCCACUGCUUCACCUUUCUGUCAGUAAACACUCCAGUAUGAAAAUACAGAGUUUCAUAAGGUUUGUACGAAUGAGACACAUCUAUUAAUCAUUAUUUAGCUUUACACAAAUCUAUUUAUUUCUGUAUAUAAAUGAUGGUGUAUAGAGUCACAUAUAAUUACUAGUGCACCACACAUUUGACAGUAUGGAGGUGAUGCUGGAUAUGUGCACAAAUGCACUGAAGAGGUCCUUUUAAAAUAAUUAAUGCAGAAAAGUGUUUUAAAAGUGCAUAUGUUAAAGUCUUGGUCAUUUUUAUGAAUGCUAUAGACCUGAAAGAAAAAAGAUUUUACUAAGAACGGGUUCAUAUGUUAUUUACUAAACUCUGUAUUUGUUUCUGGCAUUACACCCGGUAGAAGUUAUCAUUCACUCAAGUAAUCAAUUGAGAAAUUAUGAGAAUUGCCUUGAGAAUAUUUGUAUUUACACAUUUAUUCCAAGGCACUUGUGCUCACUUAAGGGAUUUUUUUUUGUCAACAUGGUAUGAGAAAAAAGAAUUCGUGCGGGUACUUUUGACUAAGUUUGCCUGAAAGUUACAGACACAGUACGUGUGCUGAUGUUGAGAUGCAGAUAUUCAUGUGUUCCUUGCUUAAAUUACAGUACAGUAAAGUCCACUGUUAAGCUAGCUUGCAGAGGCUUUUGUCCCAUUUGAGACAGUUCCCUUUUUAUCUGAGAAGAAACGUUGUAUAAUUUUGUAACAUUGCAGCUGUUCAAUUUCAAGUUUUGUACAUUGUUGGACUUCACUAUAAAUGGCCUAAACCUGUUGAGGAUGUUACUCUUAUAAGCCUUUUAAACUUGCUAGCAGUAAAUGGAUGUUAAUUGUAAUUCCUCAAAACAUUCACUGCUAGCAAGCUUGUAAGUAGCUCUUGAAAUGUCAGUCUUUUUUAUUUUUUCCUCAAAACAUAUCUUUAUCAGAAUAAGAUGUUAAGAAGGUAUUCUAGUGUAUCAUGCAAAGAUAGAAAUACUAUCUUGGUGAUAAUGCAGAUAUAUCAAGGGGACAUUACCUUGUAGUUUGUUUUAACUGACAGCUCUGUAAGCUCGGAAAGUUACUCUUGUUUGACUGAGAUUAAGCUAUUUACUUUUCUAUUGUUUUCAUAACUGACAUUGUAAAUGCUUAUUUUGUAUCACAAGUAAAGUGUGUUUUUGAGUGUUAUAAUGAAUAAUGCUUUAUUUUUUCCUGUUAGU